Molecule: messenger RNA, 1654 nt
Organism: Panicum virgatum (switchgrass)
Lineage: Eukaryota; Viridiplantae; Streptophyta; Magnoliopsida; Poales; Poaceae
Product: gibberellin 2-beta-dioxygenase 6-like
Exons: 3
Coding region: 170-1234 (354 amino acids)
Molecular function (GO): dioxygenase activity
Source: RefSeq, a predicted model, not a curated record
AGCGGUAGCACAGGGCACAGGCAGGCAGGCACAGCUAGCUCCCGAUCAGCUAGAGCUUCGUUCCGCGUUCCUUGUUGCGCGCGCACUCGGCUCCAGCGAGUUCGAAUUCUUGCGCAGCUUGCUAUAGCCCGUUCGAGUGUUCGACAGCCGGGAGCUGAGCCAACCUGCCAUGCCGGCCUUCGCGGGGGGCGGCGCAGCGGAGCCGCCGCUGGCGGACAGCUACCACGCGCUGCUCCGGAGCUGCGGCGGCGACGACGAUGGUGCGCGCGCGGCAGUGGCGGCGGCGCCGCCCGUGGCGGAGUGCGAGCUCCCGAUGAUCGACGUCGGGUGCCUGACGGGCGGGGGCGGCGCCGGCUCGGAGGCGGAGCGGGCGGCGUGCGCGGCGGCCAUCGCGCGCGCGGCGGAGGAGUGGGGCUUCUUCCAGGUGCGCAACCACGGCGUGGCGCCGGAGCUCCUGGACGCGAUGCGGCGGGAGCAGGCGCGCCUGUUCCGCCUGCCGUUCGAGGCCAAGGCCUCGGCCGGCCUGCUCGGCGGUUCCUACCGCUGGGGCACCCCGACCGCGACGUCGCCGCGGCAGCUCUCCUGGUCCGAGGCCUUCCACGUCCCGCUCGCCGCCGUCUCCGGUGACGCCUGCGACUUCGGCGGCCUCACCACCCUGAGGGACGUGACGCGGGAGGUGGCGGGCGCCAUGUCGAAGCUGGCCGGCACGCUGGCGCGCGUGCUGGACGAGGCCCUCCGCCCCGGCGGCGCCGCUGGGGAGCAGCGCUUCCCGGAGGGGUGCGACGAGACGACGUGCUUCCUCCGGCUGAACCGGUACCCGCCGUGCCCCGUCUCGGCGGACGGCGCCGCCUUCGGCCUGGUGCCGCACACCGACAGCGACUUCCUCACCGUGCUCUGCCAGGACCACGUCGGCGGCCUGCAGCUCAUGAAGGGCGCCGCCGGGUGGGUGGCCGUCAAGCCGAUCCCCGGCGCCCUCAUCGUCAACGUCGGGGACCUCUUCCAGGCGUGGAGCAACAACAGGUACAAGAGCGUGGAGCACAAGGUGAUGACCAACGCGACGACCGAGCGCUACUCGGUCGCCUUCUUCCUCUGCCCGUCCCACGACUCGCCCAUCGGCGCGUGCGCGGAGCCUUCUCCUUACAGGACGUUCACGUUCGGGGAGUACAGACGGAAGGUGCAGGAAGACGUCAAGAGAACCGGGAAGAAGAUCGGACUCCCCAAUUUCCUCGUCUAGGUUUGCAUGCGCGACGAUGUUAGUCUACAAAUCCUUCCCACAAACCCAUCCUUGUUUCAUUCUGGCCCUUGUCAUGUCAACCCAUGCAUGUUUCUUUCUGUAUACCAGCAGCAUUGUACAGUGGAGAGUGCAGUGUGAUUGGUGCAGUGAUUAGUUACUAGCUGGCUAGCUAGGUUGUAGCUUAAUUGAUGUAGCCAGCUACUAGCCCACACAAGAAAGUAGUAGGAUCUAUACUAUAUCGAGAGCGUGCACCUAGGAUAUGUAGAGAUGUUUUUUUUUUCUCCUGUUGAUUGUCUUCCUUAACCUACUCCUGCUAAAACAUGGUUGUAUGCCGAUGGGAAUUUCUAUGUGUUGUGCAUGCAUGUACAAGAAGUACUGAACUAUACUUUAUAUUGUACACUUUAGUUAGUUCGUUGCUUU